This is a messenger RNA of Arabis nemorensis, 249 nucleotides long. The record is from the annotation of a GenBank genome assembly. NCBI's taxonomy places the organism in Eukaryota, Viridiplantae, Streptophyta, Magnoliopsida, Brassicales, Brassicaceae.
AUGAUGAUGAAGAGAAGUAAAGAAAAUUCAAAGUCCUUCCCGAUUGAUCUCAUUCUCGAGAUACUUUCGAGGUUGCCUGCAAAGUCAACUGGAAGGUUUCGUUGCGUGUCGAAGCUAUGGUCGUCCAUGCUUCAUCGUCCAUAUUUCACAGAGUUGUUCAUGACCAGAUCUGUUUCUCGUCCACGUCUCUUAUUCGCCCUCGAAGAACCCGACGAGUGGAGAUUCUUCUCGUUGCCUCAAACAAACUAA